Molecule: messenger RNA, 3582 nt
Organism: Astyanax mexicanus (Mexican tetra)
Lineage: Eukaryota; Metazoa; Chordata; Actinopteri; Characiformes; Acestrorhamphidae
Gene: ptk2ba
Product: protein tyrosine kinase 2 beta, a
Exons: 31
Coding region: 194-3166 (990 amino acids)
Biological process (GO): signal complex assembly; protein phosphorylation
Cellular component (GO): focal adhesion; cytoskeleton
Molecular function (GO): ATP binding; protein tyrosine kinase activity
Source: RefSeq, a predicted model, not a curated record
ACACCCAGAAACUACACAGAAAUCAGGAAGGGGGCGGGGCCUGGUCUCUCCGCUACCUUCCCCAGACAAGACUCGAAACUGGCAGCCACCUGCGCUUUAGAGAAACAGGGCAGAAAAACAAGGAGAUAAAGGAGAAGCCGGCCACCAGGACAGCUUCAGACAGACUUGAUGCUAAGAUGAGGAUGUCCGUGUCAUGACAGCCUAUGUGGAGAUGUCUGGGAACGCACCGCCUGCUGGAAAUCAGACGGUGUUAAGACGUCACUCUGAAAUACCAGUGGAGAAUGCAGGAGGUGUGAGGAUUCUCAAAGUGUGCUUUAUUAGCAACAGCUCUAACCUGGGCAAGAACUUUAAGCUUGUAAAAUGCGACAGCUCAUGGGAAAUCAAGUCCAUCGUUCAGUCUAUCUUGGAGAGUGGACGGCUUGGUCCAAACAUCAAGUUCCCUGGCUGCUACGGGUUGCGACUGAAACACCUCAAAUCAGAUGAGGUGCACUGGCUCCAUCCUAACCUGACGGUGGGGGAAAUGGAGCAGAAGUAUUCACAACACGUGGAGGCAGAGUGGAGAUAUGAUCUGAGAAUCCGGUACAUCCCCACUGAUUUCCUGUCGAAGUUAAAAGAAGACAAAACCACCAUGCUCUAUUUCUACCAGCAGGUUCGCAGUGACUACAUGCAGCACUGUGCCAGCAAAGUCAGUGAUGGCAUGGCUUUACAGUUGGGCUGCCUGGAGAUCAGGAGAUUUUAUAAAGAUAUGAACGCCAACGGAUUGGACAAAAAAUCUAAUUUUGACCUGCUGGAGAAAGAUGUGGGCCUUGACCUAUUCUUUCCCCAGGAACUGAUUAGCAGUAUGAAGCCAAAGCAACUGAAGAAAUUGAUUCAGCAAACAUUCCAGCAGUAUUCAUCUCUGAAGGAGGAGCAGUGCAUUUUUAAGUUCUUUGAGACGUUCUCAGUCUUCUCCAGUUUUGAUGAAGAAGUUUUCCCCUGUGAGCUAGUGCAAGGAUGGAGUUUGUCUGUAGACCUCGUAAUAGGCCCUAAAGGCAUUUGUCAGCGCACUGACAAAAAUUCUGUGCCUGUGUGCCUCGCUACUUUCUCACAAGUUCAAAGAAUCAAAUGCUCCCUUCAGAAUGAUGGAAAGGGUCUGCUAUACGUAGACAUUAAAGGUGCUACGCUGCCUUUGACCGUAAACACAGCCUCAGUAGCCACUGCAGAGAACAUGGCGGAUUUAAUAGAUGGUCACUGUCGUUUAGAGAGUGGAAAUGACACAUCUUUGAUGAUUAAACCAAAAAAAGAAAAAGAAAACAGAAUUUCUCUACCUCCCGUUCCUAAAAGUAAAUCACAUCUCUCUUCCUGUCGAUUGAGCAUGAACUCAGACAUAUAUGCUGAGAUACCAGAUGCAGAAGAAAAGCCAGAUGCAUUCAGGCACAGCCUUUCCAGAGAUGACAUUGUCCUUGGCCGGAUCCUGGGUGAGGGUUUCUUUGGAGAGGUUCAUGAAGGAGUUUACAAAAGCAGGACAGGGGAAAGAGUGAGUGUUGCAGUGAAGACGUGUAAGGACUGCACAGCUGAUGUCAAAGAAAAGUUUAUGAGUGAAGCUGUGAUCAUGAAGAAGCUUGACCACCCUCACAUUGUGUGUCUUGUUGGGAUCAUUGAAGAGGAUCCAGUGUGGAUCGUUAUGGAGCUUUACCAGCAUGGGGAGCUAGGACAAUACCUGGUUGAAAACCAGCAAAAACUGACCAACGUUAACCUCGUCCUGUAUAGCUUACAAAUCUGCAAAGCCCUGGCUUAUCUGGAAGGUAUAAAUAUGGUGCACAGAGAUAUUGCUGUAAGAAAUGUUUUGGUUGCCAAACCGGACUGCGUGAAGCUGGGUGACUUUGGAUUAUCGAGAUACAUAGAGGAGGAAGAAUACUACAAAGCCUCUGUGAGUCGACUGCCUAUAAAAUGGAUGGCUCCUGAGUCCAUCAACUUCAGACGAUUUACAUCAGCCAGUGACGUUUGGAUGUUUGCCGUGUGUAUGUGGGAAAUCAUGAACUGGGGACAGCAGCCGUUCUUCUGGUUGGAGAACAAAGAUGUCAUCAACCAGCUGGAGCAGGGUGUGCGGCUGCCCAAGCCAGAGCAAUGCCCUCCCACCCUCUAUUCACUCAUGACCCGGUGCUGGACCUACGACCCCAGAGAAAGACCUCGCUUCACAGAGCUGGUGUGCAGUCUGGGCGCCGUUUACAAGAUGGAGCGGGAGCAGGAGGUAGAGCAAAAAAGGGACAGAACACGUUCUUUAAGGGCCCCCUUCGCUGAGCCUCCUCCAAAACCAUCGAGACAGAGAUCCCACCCCAUUGGCCCAGGACUGCAUAUGCAGCUCCCCCCAUAUAUGUGUGCCAGUUCGCCUGCCCUAGCUAGCCCACCAGGUUACCGAUCAACUCCCAUCUCCAACAGAACACUGACCCUGCCUCUGUCCCCGCGACGCAGCAGCAUGGGGGAAAGGGACUUUAUUGGUGAGCCAUCCAGUAAAGAGGAUGCUCAGCAGCUGUGGGAUUUUGAGAAAAUGUCAAUUCAGGAGACUCUGAGGAGGCAGAAACAGGAGAUGCUUGAGGACAAUCAGUGGCGGGAGAAAGAAGAGAAGCAGCUGGAUCCAGCGAUUCCAGAUGAUGCAAAAGCGAAAACGCAGCCUGAAAUGGAGACAGGCUAUGCUCAGUUUCGAAGUCCCCCGGAGAAGCCUCCCAGACUGACCGCGCAGCCGGUCCCCACAGCAGAACUUGAUCGCUCUGAGGAUCAGGUGUAUCAUAAUGUGAUGGAGAUGGUCAAAGUGGUGGUGAAGCUCAAGAACGAUGUCAAUACGCUUCCACCCUCUGAGUAUGUCGGUGUGGUGAAGGCAGUGGGACUGACGCUGCGCAAUCUGAUUCACAGCGUAGAUGAGGUCCUACCAAGCCUCCAUGAGUCAAUCAGGACUGAGAUUGAAGGCACUCAGAAGCUGCUGAAUAAGGACAUGGCAGAGUUGAUCAGUAAGAUGCGGCUGGCCCAGCAGAACGCCAUCACCUCUCUGAAAGACGAGUGCAAGAAGCAGAUGCUAGCAGCGGCUCACACCAUGGCCAUGGACUCUAAAAACCUUCUGGACGCCGUGGACCAGGCCCGCGUCCGAGCCAACGUUGCUAAACCUAAACCUGAUUCUGAGGCGCAGUCGUAGAGCCAUGCUAUGACAACAAGCUGGUACAGGGUCUGUAGAUUAGCCUUGUCUAAAGCAUAUCUCUUGCUAGAUACCAGAACAAGAUUUGAGCAUAUGGAACAUUGUCUCUUACCAUGUUGUGGUUCACCCUUACCUUAUUUAUGUUUAGAAAUGAAAGCUGUGCUUUCUGUACCGAAUCAUUUUUAUAUAUUGCCUUUUAUUUUUAUUUUCAAACCUAGAUAACUGCUUAUAGGUUUUUAAAGGUUUUUAGCACCUGAAUGAUAUUGAGAUGUUUUAGCACAUUUAAGAUGCCACUUCUACAGAUUUACAGAAAAUGUGCAGCAUUUCUGAAAACAGUUUGAUUGUCUUUUCUCAAAAACAAACAAAAAAUAUUUUAAAUUAAAAAGUCAGUGUUAUUUUUGUCUCUCUAACUAUAA